This is a messenger RNA of Helianthus annuus (common sunflower), 2241 nucleotides long. RefSeq names its product somatic embryogenesis receptor kinase 1. The record is from RefSeq and is a predicted model, not a curated record. Gene Ontology annotation, molecular function: ATP binding; protein binding; protein kinase activity. Bases 272 to 2146 code for a protein of 624 amino acids. Lineage: Eukaryota; Viridiplantae; Streptophyta; Magnoliopsida; Asterales; Asteraceae. The transcript has 12 exons. Gene Ontology annotation, biological process: protein phosphorylation.
ACACUCUCUCUCGGGCAGCUCGGGCAGCCACCUCUCAAAAACCCCAGCCCAGCCACGCCCAAAAAGACCCAUCUCUCUCUCUCCUCUUUCUCUCUCUCUCUAGCACACAUUUUGCACCAGAGAAGAAAGGGUAGGGUAGAACAAGUUAAAAGUUUCCCAAAAAGGACCCAUAAAGAUUACCUUACCCCCCCCCCCCCUCAUUUUCUUUUUUUGAGAUCUUGAGUUUAACAAGUUUGAAGAAUGUUGAAUAAUUUUGUAGUUUGAAAUUGAAAUGGGGACGACGUCGUUUGUGGAAUGGUGGUUCAUCACUCUGGUUCUUCUUGUUCUGGUUAAUCUUGUUUAUGGAAAUGUGGAAGGUGAUGCGUUGCAUAGUUUGCGGGCCAAUUUAGAAGAUCCUAAUAGCGUGCUUCAAAGUUGGGAUCCCACUUUGGUUAACCCUUGCACAUGGUUUCAUGUAACCUGCAAUAACGAUAAUAGCGUCAUAAGAGUUGAUCUCGGAAAUGCAGCUCUUUCCGGUACUUUAGUCCCGCAGCUUGGUCUCUUGAAGAAUUUGCAGUACUUAGAACUUUACAGCAAUAAUUUAAGUGGCCCGAUUCCCAAUGACCUUGGGAAUUUGACGAAUUUAGUGAGUUUGGAUUUAUAUCUCAACGGGUUUUCUGGCCCGAUUCCAGCUACAUUGGGCGAGCUCUCAAAGCUGCGAUUCCUCCGGCUUAACAAUAACAGUUUGGAUGGUCCGAUCCCUAUGUCAUUGACUAAUAUCACGUCGUUGCAAGUGCUGGAUCUAUCAAACAAUCGUCUCUCGGGUCCGGUUCCAGACAACGGCUCAUUCUCGCUGUUUACACCAAUCAGUUUUGCUAAUAACCUCGGGCUUUGUGGCCCGGUCACCGGACGCCCUUGUCCUGGAUCACCUCCGUUUUCUCCACCACCACCAUUUGUGCAACCGCCACCUAUCGUCGCACCAGAAGGAAAAAGUGCCACUGGUGCAAUAGCUGGCGGAGUUGCUGUCGGGGCGGCUCUAUUGUUUGCCGCCCCCGCCUUUGCAUUUGCAUGGUGGCGGCGUCGAAAGCCUCAAGAUUUUUUCUUUGAUGUGCCUGCGGAAGAAGAUCCCGAAGUUCAUUUGGGACAGCUUAAAAGAUUUUCUUUAAGAGAAUUACAAGUGGCAACGGAUAGUUUUAGCAAUAAAAACAUAUUGGGUAGAGGUGGAUUUGGUAAAGUUUACAAAGGGCGGUUAGCUGACGGCUCGUUGGUGGCGGUAAAACGGUUGAAGGAAGAACGAACGCCAGGUGGCGAGCUACAGUUUCAAACCGAAGUUGAAAUGAUUAGUAUGGCGGUUCAUCGGAAUCUCCUUCGGUUAAGGGGAUUUUGUAUGACACCAACCGAAAGAUUACUUGUUUACCCCUAUAUGGCCAAUGGAAGUGUUGCGUCAUGUUUGAGAGAGCGACCACCAAACGAACCACCGCUAGACUGGCCUACACGAAAACGGAUCGCUUUAGGAUCGGCUAGAGGGCUUUCGUACUUGCAUGAUCAUUGUGACCCAAAAAUCAUUCACCGUGAUGUUAAAGCGGCUAACAUUUUAUUGGAUGAAGAAUUUGAAGCAGUGGUUGGUGAUUUCGGUUUGGCUAAGUUGAUGGAUUACAAAGAUACGCAUGUCACGACAGCUGUACGUGGGACCAUCGGUCAUAUUGCUCCCGAGUAUCUCUCAACGGGAAAAUCAUCAGAAAAAACCGAUGUUUUUGGGUAUGGGAUUAUGCUUUUGGAACUAAUAACAGGACAACGGGCGUUUGAUCUUGCUCGACUUGCGAAUGAUGAUGAUGUCAUGCUACUCGAUUGGGUGAAAGGGCUUUUAAAAGAGAAGAAACUGGAGAUGCUCGUGGACCCCGAUCUAGAAACGAAUUAUGUAGCAACUGAGGUCGAGCAGUUAAUCCAGGUGGCGUUGUUAUGUACACAAGGCUCGCCAAUGGACCGUCCGAAAAUGUCAGACGUUGUUAGGAUGUUAGAAGGUGACGGGCUGGCAGAGCGGUGGGACGAGUGGCAGAAAGGGGAGGUGCUCCGGCACGAGCUGGACCUUGUACCGCUACCUAACUCUGAUUGGAUUCUUGACUCGACUGAUAACUUGCACGCGGUUGAGUUAUCCGGACCCAGAUGAUGAAGAUCGAAAAUAAAUGGUUUUUGUAUUGGGGCUGUUGUAAUAUACUCUUGUUGGUCUUAUAUUACCAGUAAUCUAUUAUAGUUUCAAUCUUA